Messenger RNA from Aureobasidium musti, 306 nucleotides. The record is from the annotation of a GenBank genome assembly. Lineage: Eukaryota; Fungi; Ascomycota; Dothideomycetes; Dothideales; Saccotheciaceae.
AUGGCAGACCCCAACGCCCAAUCGAACGAGCAACAGGACAAGAGAGACACACCUUUGGGCUUGCCCGAGCCACCUGCUGGCGGUAUCCAACUGGAUGUCGGAUCUGGCGAAGGCGUAGCUCUUGAUCACCUUGGCCCUAUGGUUGUCAACAAGGACGGCACCAUCUCUAGAAUCACCAACUGGGACAAAAUGGCCGAAAUUGAGAAGAAGAACACCUUGAGGAUAUUGCANAAGAGGAACAAGCAGCGCCUGGAUGCUCUCAAGCAAGCCAACCAGGAGGCUUCAGAAGAUGCGUCCAAGUCAUGA